AUAUUUCCAGGUUCGGUAGAGAAGGAAGGGGACGAGCGAGGUGUUGGACUGCAGACAACCACAGCUCACAGGGACCCGUUUUCUGCUUCUCUCUCCCUGCUGCUGCCACCUGUAUCCCGGACCGAGGUGCUCGCCUCUUCUCUGCUUCUGUCAGAAGACCAUGGACUCAGAAAUCGAUCAGCAAGACGACACUUCAUUCAGCAACUCAGAGACUAAUGGUAAGCGCCCUGCUGAGGAUGCAGAUGAGCAGAAAUCAUUCAAGCGCUCCAGGAACUCGGAUGAGAUGGUUGAGCUUCGCAUCCUCCUGCAGAGCAAAAAUGCAGGAGCUGUAAUUGGGAAGGGUGGCAAAAACAUCAAAGCCCUUCGCACAGACUACAAUGCCAGUGUGUCAGUCCCAGACAGCAGUGGGCCUGAGCGCAUCCUGAGCAUCAGUGCCGACAUUGAGACCGUUGGAGAAAUCCUGCUGAAGAUUAUCCCAACAUUGGAAGAGUACCAGCAGUACAAUGGCAUGGAUUUUGACUGUGAGCUGCGUCUGCUGAUCCACCAGAGCCUGGCCGGCUCAAUCAUCGGGGUGAAGGGAGCCAAGAUCAAGGAGCUCCGUGAGAACACAAAGACCAGCAUCAAGCUGUUUCAGGAGUGUUGUCCCCAGUCGACAGACCGCGUAGUGCUGGUUGGCGGUAAAACGGAGAGGGUGGUAGAGUGUAUAAAGACUAUGCUGGAGCUCGUCUCUGAAGCUCCCAUCAAGGGUCGUACACAGCCCUAUGACCCCAACUUCUAUGAUGAAACAUAUGAAUAUGGAGGUUUUACCAUGAUGUUUGAGGAGAGAGGGAGUAGCCGUAGACUUAUGGGAGGCUUCCCCAUACGCGGAGGGCGGUCCAGCGCUGGUGACCGCGGCUAUGACCGAAUGCCCUCGAGCAGAGGGGGACGGGGACCCCCGCCUCCCUCCCGCCGCGAUUAUGAUGAGAUGAGCCCACGCCGAGGCCCUCCACCCCACCCAAGUAGGGUGGGAAGGGGGAGUAGCCGUGGACGCAACAUGCCCAUGGGACACCCACACAGAGGAGAUGAUCGUUACUAUGACUCGUACCGCGGCUCAGAUGAAAGGUCAAACGACAGAAGAGGCAGACCGGAUCGCUAUAGCGAUAGCAUGAGUGGCGGAGGAUAUGACAACAGUUCCUCCUGGGAUAGCUACCAGUCAGGUGGACGUGGCUCCUAUAAUGACAUGGGUGGCCCAGUCAUCACCACACAAGUGACGAUCCCUAAAGAUCUGGCUGGCUCCAUCAUCGGUAAGGGAGGCCAGCGGAUCAAACAGAUCCGCCAUGAGUCAGGGGCCUCCAUCAAGAUCGAUGAACCUCUGGAAGGUUCUGAGGACAGAAUCAUUACCAUCACUGGCACCCAGGAUCAGAUCCAGAAUGCCCAGUAUCUUCUACAGAACAGUGUGAAGCAGUACUCUGGUCAUUUGCUGUAGACCCAAGAAGCUCAGAUUGAAGCAGACACAGAUUGCCCUCCCCUUCUUCUCAACCUUUCUGCCCCUGUCCAACACAUCCCCUUCAGACUAUAAUUCUGGAUUGUGGGUGUCUUUUUUUGAAUUUUAUUUUUGUAUUUUUUAAUGAAAUAAAUGUCCAACAUUCCUGUGCAUAAAAGAAAAUGUAGAUGUUCUGCAUUUCGAAGAGUGUAGUCCAUUAGUUUAUCAGAUACAUUUUGCUUUUUUUCUAACACUCAUAUAUCAAAAUAUCCUUCAGACUUCUCACAGACAAAAAUAAACAUAACCUUUAUUUUUUGAUGGUUUUGUUUUUUAUGAAUUUAUUUUUUAUGUGCAAGUUUGUCUCCAUGUGAAUCUGUCCUGUGUGUGCGCGCAUGUCAGCGUGUGUGGGUUGGUGUGCUUUCUGUUGUCUAUAUCAGUCCCUUCACUCUCAGUUGUACCACAUUACCACUCUGUGCAUCAUGCAGAAUGUAAGCUUCUUUUCUUUUUCUUUUUUUUUUCUUUUAAAGAUCUGUGGGGAAUUUUACCCUUUUAGAAUGGAUUUUGGGAUGUUUACGUUGGGACUCGUGUACACACCAGAUACAGGAUAGCCUAAUUUCUAUGAAUAUAGUAGUUGUGUGAUGAAACAAAACUGAAUCAUUUGCGUAACCCCUCACACAUGGGAACUUGUAGCUAGAGAUUUGUUAAGACAUUUUAAUGGAGAUUUGACAAAUGAAACUGAACUUAUCUAUUUUGUCCCUGAUACUUCCUGUGCUCUACACUUGUUUGCUCUCCAUGCUGUAGACUUUACAUUGUCAAAUUGUAAAACAAAUAAAGAUGAUGCCACUUUUUACUGAA
Molecule: messenger RNA, 2317 nt
Organism: Stegastes partitus (bicolor damselfish)
Lineage: Eukaryota; Metazoa; Chordata; Actinopteri; Pomacentridae
Gene: hnrnpk
Product: heterogeneous nuclear ribonucleoprotein K
Exons: 16
Coding region: 161-1465 (434 amino acids)
Molecular function (GO): RNA binding
Source: RefSeq, a predicted model, not a curated record